Molecule: messenger RNA, 1332 nt
Organism: Pseudocercospora fijiensis CIRAD86
Lineage: Eukaryota; Fungi; Ascomycota; Dothideomycetes; Mycosphaerellales; Mycosphaerellaceae
Exons: 1
Coding region: 1-1332 (443 amino acids)
Source: RefSeq, a predicted model, not a curated record
AUGGCGGACUCAGCAGUGGUACGAGGAGAGUUUAUCUACCGCGACGUGCUGCUUGUCGACGUGGGCGGCGAAGGCAAGAGACAUGCUCGAGCGGCUCCAUCAGAAAUUCGGGACCUCUUAAGUGGCAAGGCCAAAGACCAAGUCGGCCAUUUUUAUGAAGCGCAACUCAUCCACUAUGGCCUUCAGCGCUCCAAGGUCAAGGACACGGCGAAAGUCCGCCUGCAACAAGCGCUGUCCCAAGGCAAGCUGAAGGCUCAGCCGGCACAUCUGGCCGAUAUGGAAAGCUCCAUGAAAAAGGAGUACGCCGCGGCAUUGCGCAGAGCCUCGAAAGCAGAUUCUGGGAAGGGCACGAAGAGGGCGCGAGAAGACGACGUCGAGUCCUCCGCGAAGAAGACCAAAGUCAGUGUUCGAGUCGGCGACAUUUCUAUCGACAUCGACCAGGCUGGUGCUACCUCUUCAAAGAAGCAGAAAACAACGCCCGCCAAAGUUGAAGCUCCAAAACAGCUCACCAAGACUCCUGCAACGAAGGCAAGUCAGGCCAAGUCGGCAGUUGCUACCAUGACGCCACAUGCAGGCGUUCAGAAGACUCCAUCAGCUGGUCGUACAAAGCAGACCGCCCGCAAGUCAGCACCAUGGAGUGGUCCAUCUUACCAAGAGUUUCCAGACGGGCCUCGACAAGAUCCACGCAAUGACCCGGAAAAUGUCUUUCAACGCUCAUCGGGUGGAACCCCGAAGACCUCAGCUACAACAAAGAAGGAAGCGAAUGUCAAGAAGGAACCUCAUAUCAAGCGAGAGCCAACCGGACCUCGGAGCACGCCCAGCAUCCGGCGCGCUUCGCCCAUCAAGCAUGAAGGCUAUCUCUUCGAUCCGGAUGCCAUGGAUACUCGAGCCGACAUUUCCGAACGUCAACUAAACAUUACUGGCGUCUACACGAUAUCCUGCCCUCAAGUCGCCGAGCAGCUUCCAGAAGAAGCCGACAACUUCCGCCUGUUCAUCUGCGUCGACAAUGAGAGCGGAAUUACUUGGGGCGGCUUCGAGAUUGCGAUGAAGUCUGGCAACAUCAAGAUGGACGACAUCGACUUUGCCAGGUCUGUGAGUUUUGGAUGGCGUGCGAGGGAUAGUUGGGAGGGCGGCCUGAGAUUCGGAAAGGGCUGCUUUGGGGAAAUCGCCUUUGAAGGCAAUGGCAAUGUUCGUGGCACGUUUCACGGACUCUUUAACGAAAGUAUGGAGUUUACUGGCCGCCGUCGCACAGGACCACUCUGGGCGGGAAAGAGUGCAUACAAGUUCAAGCAGGAAUGGGAUGCAUUUCCCAAGGAGGCAUAUGGUGACUGA